GGCUGGCCCUACAAGCCCUAGGCUCGACCUCUUCCUCCCUGAGACCUGCGCUGAACAUCCUGACCCGGUGAAGACAAAUUCGUGCGCUGAACGUGAAUGCGGUGCUUCUCCUCCUCCCUGAAGCGGUGCUCCUCUUCCUCCCUGACCCCGUGACGCGGUUCUCUUCCUCCUAUCAGCUAUUCAGCUUGUUCCUGCUUCAGAGAGAGUGUGUUUCUGCUUCAGAGCUUCAAAGUUCUGAAAUAGUGCUCUAAAUAGUGGUUUGGGAUUCACAAACAAGAAAAUUGCAUUUAUGCCCUUUUCUCCGUCUCCUGAGUCUCAGUCUCUAGGGUUGCUCUUCCAACUGCAAAAGCGACAUCCUGCAAUGGAACCAGAUGGUGUCGUUUCGAAGCCCUUCGCUGUCGUCGCUUGCGUUUCGAUGGCGCUGCUCUACGUGGCGGUUCUCUACGCUCCGACGUUGCUCCUCCGCCUCCCUCCGCCUUCCUCAUUCGAAGCCUACAUGAUCCGACGCUUCCUAUGCGCCGUCGUUUCGACUGUUAUCUCUCUUUCGCUUUCUGCUCUCAUUAUCCCUGUGCAAAGUAAGGAACUGCUAUACCUUUUUGGUGUUUAUGGCAUCAGAAUGGAUCAUAUUUGGCAAGCAGUGGUCUUUCCUCUUACCCUGACCUCUCUAAUGUAUGCUGGCUCGUUGUUCCUCAAGUUUCUUUUACUACUCGGCUCUUGGAGGGAACACACAAAUUCAGGCGGUGGCCUUUCCUUUGAUUCAUGUAAAUAUGCAACACGGAAGUUUGUUGCAUGGUUUUCUGCAGUGUCAACAAAUGUUAUGGCGUGGCGAAACUAUAUUGUGGCACCCCUUACCGAGGAGUUGGUGUUUAGGGCAUGCAUGAUACCUAUGCUACUGUGUGGAGGAUUUAAGCCAUAUGGUGUCAUACUUCUUUGCCCUAUUUUCUUCAGCCUGGCACAUUUAAAUCAUUUCAUGGAGAUUUAUGCCAAGCAAAACUACAGAAUAAAGAAGGCUGUUAUGGUUAUAGGUCUCCAACUUGGUUACACUGUUGUCUUUGGGUCAUAUGCAUCUUUUCUUUUCAUUCGAACUGGACAUCUUAUUGCUCCUCUGGUUGCACAUAUAUGUUGUAAUUUUAUGGGACUGCCGGUACUAUUUUCGAAGAGAAGUGCAGCAGCGAGUAUAGCAUUCAUAUUAGGACUUUUGGGCUUCUUGUGGCUUCUUUUCCCAAUAACAACCCCAGAUUUGUAUAAUGAUAGAGUAGAUAAUUGCAGUUGUUGGCAAGGUUAUUGCUCAUGGAGAGUAAGAAAUUCUUCAUCGAUGUAAAAUAUAAAAGCUGGCUGAGAGAACAAAGAAUGAAUUGUAUAAGAACAAGGUUUUCCUUGCUAGUUAUUCUCUCUUAUAUUUGUGUUAUUUUUCUUAUUCAAGCUUAAGAAAUUAUUUAUGCUUUUUCUUUGUGUUUUGCCACACGCAAUAACCUAGUGGAAAAAGGCUUUACUUACUUAACAAAGCCUUUUUUAACCGAGUGGAGUUGGCUAUACGAAUCAAAAUGUCAUUGUGUUGGGUUCAUGUUUUGAGAUGCGAACUUGUUUUAGGUUGAGUGUGGCACACCGGACAACCCUCCUUUUAGAGCAAUUGAAAUUGUCAAGUUUCUUUAGUCCCUCAUUCUCUAAAUUUCUCAAAUUCCUACAAAGGCUCUUCAUUUGUCAACCACCACAAGUCCACAACCACUUCAU
Messenger RNA from Arachis stenosperma, 1731 nucleotides. Its product is annotated as CAAX prenyl protease 2. Gene Ontology annotation, molecular function: metalloendopeptidase activity. The record is from RefSeq and is a predicted model, not a curated record. Gene Ontology annotation, cellular component: endoplasmic reticulum membrane. Gene Ontology annotation, biological process: CAAX-box protein processing. The transcript has 9 exons. The coding region runs from base 290 to 1321 and encodes 343 amino acids. NCBI's taxonomy places the organism in Eukaryota, Viridiplantae, Streptophyta, Magnoliopsida, Fabales, Fabaceae.